AUGGUCACCUCACUUGAGAAAAGGCUCCAAGAAGCACUAGACUCCCGGCAGGCACGCUCAAACCUUAGGUCAUUAGAUCUCAUUCCUGCUUGGGCUCCCAAAAAUAAUUUGAUUAGCUUAAAAACAACCUUAAUAGAUUUCUCUUCCAAUGAUUAUUUGUCAUUUGCUUCUUCCCCCCAUCUCCGUCAUUUAAUCCAUAAGAAUCUCUUGAAUGCUAAAGAAAACCCUUUAGGUCCAUCUAGCUCUAGAUUACUUGAUGGUAAUACUUCUCUUCAUCAAAACCUGGAAAAAGACUUGACAAAAUUCUUUAGGGGUCAAGCAGGUUUAUUAUUCAAUAGUGGCUUUGAUGCUAAUAUUGUCUAG
Molecule: messenger RNA, 363 nt
Organism: Puccinia graminis f. sp. tritici CRL 75-36-700-3
Lineage: Eukaryota; Fungi; Basidiomycota; Pucciniomycetes; Pucciniales; Pucciniaceae
Exons: 2
Coding region: 1-363 (120 amino acids)
Source: RefSeq, a predicted model, not a curated record